GAACAGGCCAAUUUAUAAGAGCGGCUUGGUGAGUUUGAAUUUGACAUACCAUCACGUCUUUCUGUUCACCUUUAGAGUCUCUACCCAAACUCAAAAGCUCAAAAACUUGAUCGCCAAAACAUGUCACCUCAUACACCCUCGCUCCAAGGAGCCGAUCCUUCCACUUCAGGCAACGUCAUUCGCGGCGCUUUUGCUUUCGAAUCCGCUAUCACAGUCGCUGCCGGCUCUUACUUCCUGUUCUUUCCGCGUCAUUACCUGGGUCGAAUUUUGGGUACUGCUGCUACACAAAUAACGACAACAGCAGUACAAAUGACUCAGCAAUAUGGUGCUGCCAACAUCUUCGUCGGUGGCGCAGUCAGCCUCUACGUGUCCAACAACAGAGCCGCAGUCGAAUCGCGCAAGAUGGUGUAUCGAUACAUACUAGGCUGGGAAUUGUUGUUCGUGCCAGUCGUGGUAUGCCAAGCGCUCAUGAUGGAGGGAGGCAUCCCGAAGAGCUCGUUGCUAGCUACAGCCGGGCAGUUCGUGCCGUUUAUAGCAUGGAGAGUUUUUGCGCUUUUCUGUAAGCCUGAGUGGUUUGAAAGCUAUCAAGAGAGGAAGAAGGCGGAGUAGAAGAGCAAGCUUGAAGAGAUUCUAUAAACGUGUAUGUGGAGGAACUGCUAAGUGGAGGAACAGUAGGGGAGUUUGUGAUAUAGGGGGAAAGGCGGGAAGGGAAUUGUUGCUGGUAAUGACAAGGCUAUAUUGGUGGAUGUCUAAGCGCAAGGCUGAUGAAAGGAAGUAAAAGAUUACAAACAAACCUCCUGUCGAUUUUCCACCAGAACUUUUCUUAAGUAACUCCACAAUCUUCGAGAAUCUCCUCCAAGAUAAUCACUCUACUGUUA
Molecule: messenger RNA, 878 nt
Organism: Alternaria alternata
Lineage: Eukaryota; Fungi; Ascomycota; Dothideomycetes; Pleosporales; Pleosporaceae
Exons: 1
Coding region: 121-609 (162 amino acids)
Source: RefSeq, a predicted model, not a curated record